Manihot esculenta (cassava) is the source of this 769-nucleotide messenger RNA. Its product is annotated as receptor like protein 21-like. Bases 200 to 769 code for a protein of 189 amino acids. Gene Ontology annotation, molecular function: protein binding. The record is from RefSeq and is a predicted model, not a curated record. The transcript has 6 exons. NCBI's taxonomy places the organism in Eukaryota, Viridiplantae, Streptophyta, Magnoliopsida, Malpighiales, Euphorbiaceae.
GUUGCAUUUCAUACAUUUUUUCUCUCUUUUUAUUUAUAUAUAAUUAUAAUUAAUUUUUAUAUAUGCAGGUUUUCAAAGGCUAUCCUCACUUGAGAAUUUGGAGUUUCUUAAUUUAGCUUCUAAUAACUUCAAAACUGAUAUUUUAUUAUCUUUAAUUCAUCUCUCAUCUUUGAAAUAUUUAAAUCUAGAUGAUAAUCACAUGAAAGGAAGAAUUAAUAUUGAAGAAUUGAACAGCUUGACAAAUUUAGAAAGUUUGAGUAUAUGGUCGAACGAAAUUGAAGGUUUUAAGUCUUUUAAUGGUGGUGAAGAAUUAUUAAAUAUGAGCAAUCUAGAAUUUUUAGACAUGAGUCACAAUCACCUUGAAAAUGGUGUUUUAUCUCUCAAGGGUCUCUCCUCUCUUAAAACUCUAUUGAUGGAUUAUAAUCAAUUGAAAGGACCUUUUGAUUUAAAAGAAUUAGAUACCAUGAAUAAUUUGGAGAUGCUGAGUUUGGGUGGAAACAACAUUACAAACUUGAUCAGUUCAAGAGGUGGUGAAAACUUAUCAAAUAUGAGCAAUCUAAAAUCUCUAGACAUGAGUUUCAAUAACUUUGGAAAUGACGUUUUAUCAUCUCUUAGGAGUCUCUCCUUUCUUACAACUCUAAGGAUGGAUUAUAAUCAAUUUGAAGGACCUUUUGAUUUAAAAGAAUUGGAUACCAUGAGUAAUUUAGAGUUGCUGAGUUUGGUUGGAAACAAUAUUACAAAAUUUAUCGGUACAAAAGGUAUUAAUUAA